AUGGCUUCCCGACCGAAUCCGAUGACGUCCAAGAACGAGACCACCCAGUCGGUGAGCCGGAUCACUCGCGAGGGCAAGAAGCUCACAUACACGCUAAGUGUCAUGCAACAACCUGAACGCGCCAGAGCAUGCGGUGCAGGUGCCAAGUCUUCAGCCGACCGCCGCCCUGUCGAUCCUCCACCUGUGGUCGAAUUACGUAUCUUCGAGUCGGACCCAGUCAACGACGCGCAGAAGACGGAUAUCACCUUUGCCUAUAAUGCCAAUUUCUUUCUCUACGCCACCCUGGACUCGGUGCGACACAUCGCUGCGAUGCGAGGAAGCGCAGCGCCAUCCGCCUCUGUUCCAGUCCUGACUGGAGUGCCCGUCGCCGGCGUCGCCUACCUGGACCGUCCUUCCCAAGCUGGCUAUUUCAUCUUCCCCGACCUGUCGGUCCGCCACGAGGGCCGAUUUCGUCUUAGCUUCCAUCUCAUCCCGUUCGGCCUCGGGUCAGCCCGUAUCUCCUCGGAGCUACUUGCACUUUCGCCUCGAAGUGCAAUCGCUUCCUUUACCGUCUACAGCGCCAAGAAGUUCCCUGGUCUCGCCACUAGCACUUCUUUGAGCCGCAUCAUCGCGGAGCAAGGGUGUCGUGUACGCAUUCGUCGCGACGUCCGCAUGAGACGUCGCGGAGACAAACGAGAGGAGGAGUACGAAUAUGACGAAGGCAGUACGGCAGUCUACCCCCGAAACGACCGAUACGCCUCGCCCGAUCGGUAUGUUGCACAGACAGUGGAACGGCCUCGCUCGAACAGCAAUGGCAGCGUGGUAGAAUCCCCCUACGGCUACGGGGGCGAGGUGAAGCGGCGGCCCUCUGGUUCCGAAUAUGGUUUCCAGUGCCCACCGCAGCCUUAUCACCGGCCAAUGCCACCUGCGCCAAUGCCUCACACUCAGACUUCCGGCUAUCAGUCUCACCUCACGUUUGGUUCUACGCCCUCUCAAUAUCCAGCUCCGCACAUGCCGCCUACGCCCCCGCCAGUGGCGCCGUCGGCCAACUAUUCCCCUCGCUCGGUGUAUGCCAAUAAUCGCCAUCCAUCCGUGGCCACGGAUUAUGACGGCACGCCGGCAGCAUACCCCAUGGCAAAUCCAUGUCCUGAACCCAAUGGGUAUCCUAAGAACACUACCACCCUAUACCGUGUGGAGCCACCGAAGAUGCAGCAGCCAUAUCUGAUGCCUGAGGUUCCUCAAUAUCAGCCUGCAUCGCAGAGUAUGGCCUCGACGAUAUCAACACCGACUCUGGGACAUUCGUCCUAUCCACCGACUAGCUACAAGCAGAUGCCCGCCGAAUAUGUCAACCUAGACUCUGUCACUGAAGUGGGCUCACCUGGCCAGGGAUACGAUUCCGUGUCAGGCAAGCGGAUGCUUUAUCACUCUGGAUCCCUUGGAGCCAAGCGCACACACGAGGAUUCCUUUGGGAUUGAUGAGCGGCCCAUGCAAAAUGGAAUGCGCCCGGACAUGGACCCUUACCCUGCUGCAUACCGUGACUUUUCUGCCGAGAGUCGUGCUGCACUGAUGGCUGAGCUAGGCCCUGACAUGGCCUACAAGCGUGCUAAUGGACGCAUGGUCAUGAAGGCUCCUCCGACUGUUCAGUGA
This is a messenger RNA of Penicillium diatomitis, 1626 nucleotides long. RefSeq names its product sexual development activator VeA (gene veA). Bases 1 to 1626 code for a protein of 541 amino acids. The record is from RefSeq and is a predicted model, not a curated record. The transcript is spliced from 3 exons. Lineage: Eukaryota; Fungi; Ascomycota; Eurotiomycetes; Eurotiales; Aspergillaceae.